AGGCAGUCGUGUUUUCAUAAAUUAGUAUCCUACGCCAAAAAUUGUGAAGAGCGAGGACUAGACGCUGGGAAUGGGAUCUUCAACAUUUCUUCUGUUUUCUUAUACAGUUCUUCUAUCCCUUGCUACACUUACGCUUUCUGAUGAUGUUUAUUUUGAGCAUAACUGUAAUGAAAUCAGAGGCAACUACACUGCAAACAGCACUUACCAGGCCAACCUCAAUAGCAUCGUCUCUCAGUUCUCCUCUCUUACAGAGUUCAAUUAUGGGUUCUUCAAUCUGUCUGCUGGUGUAAGCCCUGACAACGCUAACGUAAUCGCACUUUGCAGGGGUGACUUAAACCAAAGCCAAUGCAACAGUUGCCUCAAUUACACCGCAACCGAGCUCGAAAGAUUUUGUCCCUCCAACAAGGAGGCAACUGCGUGGUCUGAACUUUGUUUGGUGCGGUACGCCAACCGAGACAUGUACGGAAUGCUGGAGAACGAUCCUCGUACUUGUGCAUACAACCCAGCGAAUGCAUCGAACCCUGAACAGUUCAAUCAGGCAUUAAGUGAACUAUUGAAUGACCUGAGCAGCAAAGCUGCAGAUGGGGGUCCUCUUCGCAAGUAUGCAGCUGGUAAUGCUACAGCUGGUAACUUGCAAACAGUAUAUGCUACGGUGCAGUGUACUCCUGAUUUGGACGAGGGAAAUUGCACUACUUGUCUAACUUUCGCGAUGAACGAGCUUCGAAACUGUUGUUAUGGAAGAAUGGGAUGCAGGGUUCUUAGACCAAACUGUGUCUUGAGGUUUGAAUCUAACCCAUUUUAUAAUCAGAUUGCAGUUCCUCUGCCGUCACCACCACCGCCACCAUCUCCAUCAACUUCUUCUUUUCCCACGUCAAUAGGAGAGCAACAUUGAAACUGAUAGGUCACCUUCAUUGGCCACUAUCGAGUUACUCCCAUCAUCCCUCAACGAGGUUUCAAUUACUGAGCUAUCUCCUAGAUAGUGUUUUGAAGUUGUAUACAAUAAGUUUAUUAUCUUGAAUUUCAUUUCUAUAUAUUAUAUUCCACUUAAAGACUUUACUGUAUAUCUCACCACCAAGAGAUGGGGAUGAAAGUUUGGGUGGAAAUCCCACAUCCUAUAAUAAUAUAUAAUCCAGCUUUGUGAUGAGAGCUCAUAAUAUAUAUUCCAGCAAUAAAUGAUGAGAGUUUCAACUUCCCAGCUUCGCCCCACAUGGCUUUCAGUUCUCAUGCUCUUCCAUAGGGAAUAAAAAUUAAAAGUACAAACUAAAAAGAAAACACCAAGAUCAAUGACAAAUAUCAGUUUGAACAAUGGUUCUUUGUGCUGAGGAAGGCAGACCCAAAAUAACAGCCUGCCAGC
Messenger RNA from Durio zibethinus, 1354 nucleotides. Its product is annotated as cysteine-rich repeat secretory protein 38-like. Lineage: Eukaryota; Viridiplantae; Streptophyta; Magnoliopsida; Malvales; Malvaceae. The record is from RefSeq and is a predicted model, not a curated record.